AUGCCAGGGUAUGAACCAUUAUCAGAAGACGCAAAUGAAGUCCUAAAAAAUGAAAGCCCGCUGGAAAAUGCUGAACCGUCAACAGCGGAUAAAUUGUCAAUCCCGAUACAUACCGAAGAUCCCACCUUCGCGGAUCAAUUACAAUUAGAUGAGGAGCCAGAAAUUGGCAUCUUCGAACCAAACGAUAGAAGAUACCUUCUUUAUUUCUGCUUGAGCUUUGUCGGCUUUAAAAGUUGUGUAGCAUGGAAGACAACGAAAACCUAUUUUUCACAGGAUAUCAACAGUCCUGGUUUGCGGUUCAUAGUUACUGGGUUGGCUGUUUUGUUUUCGCGGUUUGUUGUUAUGUGCAUUCACUGCCCGUUGAAGAAUGAUGAAGAGUUCUGCGACCCUCUUUCACAAAUGUACCCGAUCGGAGUCAAUGUCACAAAUGGAGAACUGUCCUGUAUUUUGACAACUUCUAACUGCCAGAAGACAACAUGUGAGUGCGACGUGAAACUUGUAAAUGGAUUGGUACGCAACAUCGACUCGUUUGAUCAGUCCCGCGUUCUGGGCUACAAUUAUGACCAAAAGCGACAUUGUAAACGUAGUAGCAGAGACCCAAAUGAGGAAAGCAGUGAUGUUGAGAUGCCUCAAAACGAUAUGUUUCGAAUGGAACUUGAAUCGCUCGCAUUUGAUGAUGUCAACAACGAGGAGCAGCUGCAAAAGAAUCAAGCUCGUCCGAACAGAAAGUUAUCAUUCAAUCCCAGCAAAGGAACACACGACAUUUGCUGCGGUGAUUUCCCCAAUGUCAAGUCGUUCAAUUCUUUCGGAGGUCGCCGGGCUUGCUGUGCAAACAACGUUUACGACAUUCGAAAAAAUGAAUGCUGCGAUGGAUUGAUCAAGCAACUCGGAUCCUGCUGA
Messenger RNA from Oikopleura dioica, 900 nucleotides. NCBI's taxonomy places the organism in Eukaryota, Metazoa, Chordata, Appendicularia, Copelata, Oikopleuridae. The record is from the annotation of a GenBank genome assembly.